AACGCCAAACAGCGGGCUUGGACACAAGCGUCGCCAGAGGGAUAAUCUGAGGAGCUGGCUGUAUUUGUGUUGGCACCGGGACUGGGGCAGCCGGGGAUGUGUGUGCGGGGCACCGCGCCUGGGGACUGAGUUACAAGUGUAGUUCGAAGUUGGCAAGGCAUGCAUCUGGAUUCACGGUGGUGAUGGUUUUAGGCAAGCGUUAUAUUGACCCAUAAAGUCUCAUUAUAGCAAAAGGGGUUCGCAAUGUCGUGGCAGGAGUGAUGAUUCCACAACCCCAUCUCAGUAAAGGAUAGCCGAUGUAGCUCUCUCCAGACUCCCGCUUGUGGGGUGACCCAGGCGGUUCGGGACUUAUGUUGGCUCUUGGUCGGUUGGUAGCCGUUUUAAGAUAUUGCGUUUGACUGCUCGAGUGAGUUUCAUACUGGCGAGUCGGUGCCCUCCUCUGCGUGUCACACGGGGCGUCUUUCCGCAUCGUAAUACGAUACAGCGAUAAUCUGCAGCUCAGCUCAGCAUGUGAAACCUGUCCUGUCCUGUCCGGGCCCUUCCAGGAUAGAAACUCAAGCUCUGCAGGAGAACGUCCCCCCACCUGGGGACGACCUAUGCAGCCUCAGUCGUGGAAUAUUUCCUUUCAUAACCGGGCGACUGCCUGGAGACGGAGCGCCAUGACGGAGGCCGUCGCUCCCAAGUUGUGCUCGCUGGAGGAGGAGCUGCGUUACUGGAAGGAGGCGGCGGAGAAGUACCGGCAGAGCGCGGAGGAGGCCCAGGACGAGCUGCAGGAGUUCCAGCAGAUGAGCCGGGAUUACGAGCAGGAGCUGGAGGCGGAGCUGAAGCAGUGCGAGGCGCGGAACCGCGAGCUGCUGACGCACAACAACCGCCUGCGCAUGGAGCUGGAGACCUACAAGGAGAAGUUCGAGGCCCAGCACUCGGAGGCGUUCAGGCAGAUCUCGACUCUGGAGGGCGACCUCGCCGAGACCACGGCCGUCAGGGACCAGCUGCAGAAGUACAUCAGGGAGCUGGAGCAGGCCAACGAUGACCUGGAGAGAGCCAAGAGGGCCACCAUCAUGUCCCUGGAGGACUUUGAGCAGCGGAUGAACCAGGUGAUCGAGAGGAACGCCUUCCUGGAGAGCGAACUGGAUGAGAAGGAGAACCUGCUGGAGUCCGUGCAGAGACUCAAGGACGAGGCCAGGGACCUGCGCCAGGAGCUGGCCGUGCAGCAGAAGCAGGAGCGCAGGCCCUCUCUGAGCGCGGCGGCCAAGGAGGGAGAGAAGGCCGAGUCGCCGGCGCGGCCCCCAUCGGCGCUCCCUUCCUUGCCGGGCACUCCCGGGGGGCCCCGCAUGACCCCCAGCACCUUCGCCACUCCUCCGUCCUCCUACCGCCGAGGCGACGGGCUCACCGGUACCCCCCUCACCACCUCGGCCCGGAUAUCUGCGCUCAACAUUGUCGGGGAGCUGCUGAGGAAAGUGGGGAACCUGGAGGCGAAGCUGGCUUCCUGUCGGGACUUCGUUAACGACCAGUCGCCUGGCCGCCUCGCGCCCUGUAACCGAGCCGGCAGCGCUGCUCCCUCGAGAGAGAGCCCCGAAAGCAAGGCCGCCCCCAACUGUCUGCCGCUCUUCGACAAGGGGUUGGCAAAGCGUUUGGAGUUUGGACCAGCGCCCUCUAGUGUAGCCUCCCAGACUGCACAGUCACCUCAGGGUGUGGUGAAAAUUUUACUUUGAGAGGGCCCUCACUCCCCCCCACCAAUGCCUGUAGGUCACUUCACCCUAGUCUCCUGCUUGGAGGAUCAUGCUCCCCUGUGAGGACAAAAAACACAUUAAACCACUAACCAUUCCGAGUGACUGCUCAGCUGUCCGAUCAGGGGACACCUGCAGGUGGGAAGAGAGAACUGGGGGUUUCGGAGCUGACGGAGAUUUUGCUAUGUAGCUGCUGCAGCCUUCGUAGGGCAUUUAACUGUCUCCUGACCUUCUGCUAGAAAUAAAUGCGGAACGACUUGGUUUGUUAAACUUCGCUGUAACUGGUUUCACACACACAACACGCAGUGCCUGCUGAGGCACAGGGAUCUGUUUUACGGCUGCACUGAUCUUCACAGUCAAUGGCAAUUCAGCCCAGGAGGAAGAGGACUUUGUGAGACAAGUCGGCGGACCCCGUGUGCCUGCUGGGGCGGUAAUGCUUGCCCGUAGCUGCUGAUGUGGCUGAGGAUGGGCUACGGACCUUCACAAGCUGGGCUGCCUAGGAGGCCUGUAGUGUGGGACUUUUUCCAAGACUCAUGCACAUUGGCUAAUGUUUUUCACGGAGCAACCCAAGGGGAACAGCUGUGGUUCUUUGGGGUGAAAUGCGCCGCGACAAUGACUCAGAGACAAGGUCCGCCUGCACACGCGCAGACCACGACAGGAAUCGGUGCUUGCCGACCAGCCUCUUGCCAAAGCCUUUGCUUUCGUUUGGUUUCCCUCAGUUUUGUGUGAAGCCGAAUCCAUGCCUGACACAACAAACAGGUGUGAGCUCAGCCCUCGCCUUGUACCAACUUCACCUUUCGGUCAGAGUACAGACGCAGACUAGCACAAACAUGCAUUGCUGUGCUUCAGGGGCUUUGGGACCGAAGCUCCAUUCUGUUAAAAAACCAAAGCCUGUGUCUGUGUUUCUAUGAGGUAAGCCCUGUAUUUGGCGUGGAAGGGUGGUCCAAGUUCUUUGGUUUAAAAGGCAGUGUGCACACUUCAUGGAAAAAUGUGUGUGUAAAAUACCAGCUGCAGUAAGCAAAUAUGGUUAACCCUCUCAGGAUCAACUUCCAUACUGUAGCUAAUGAGGAAUGCCCUAGAGAAAGCAAUGCCACCUGCUUAAAUCAGAUUUGCCUAGACACAAAUUUAGAUCCUAAGUGGCUGUUGGUUCUGUUGUAGUUUUUAAUGCCAUUAAUUUUUCUGCACUCUUCCUGGCCUGAUUAUCAUUGCCAGUGACUGCUUACUUCCCGUUGUGGUGCGUGCUCAUGGGGAACUGCACCAGAGCCUGCAGGGCCAGCGCAGCAGCUCUUGGGGGCUGGUGUGUAGUCCCCGCUGGGUGGCGAUGGUGCCGUCUGCACUGAAGAGGUCACUGGUGCAGCCGCCGUGUCCAGGAGUGGGCUCAAGGGACUGUUUCUGGCCACAGGAAUGAGUUCUGGGCAGCUGGUGUUUGUGAAGGGGCAGAGGGUGGUUGAAAUUGGGGGGAGGAACAUAUCUGCACUUUCUCCAUGUUAAAGCAUGGAUCAGAAGUGAUAAAUAGCAGUGCAGCACAGAGGAGUUGUCCAAGCUACUUCUGUAUUGAAUCACCAACAUUACUGAAAAGGAUUUUCUCCUUUCAUUUUUGUGUUAAAUUGGUUUUAUGGAGGUAGCAGGUUGAUGUACUAUUAAGCAAUAUCUCACUGUAGACAAUAUACUGUAAUAAGCUUACCAUAUUUGAGGUACAGAUUUUUUUCCCCCCUAAAUGAAGGAAGUGGUUAAAAAAAAGGCACUAGGUGGAAAUGGUGGUGUCUGCUUUUCUGUGUUAUACUGACAUGUAAUGGUAUGCUCACUGCUCUAGGCUCCCAGCUAUCCCCACACUAGGCUAGUGUCUGUGCUCCAGCUUCUAUUGUACACAACGGAGGCUUGGUUACUUGUCUUUUUUUAUACCCAGCUGUGUGUAGUGUAUUAAAACUACUUGUACAUA
This is a messenger RNA of Lepisosteus oculatus (spotted gar), 3666 nucleotides long. It is a transcript of the gene nde1, whose product is annotated as nudE neurodevelopment protein 1. Gene Ontology annotation, molecular function: microtubule binding. NCBI's taxonomy places the organism in Eukaryota, Metazoa, Chordata, Actinopteri, Semionotiformes, Lepisosteidae. Gene Ontology annotation, biological process: centrosome localization; chromosome segregation; microtubule nucleation. The record is from RefSeq and is a predicted model, not a curated record. Gene Ontology annotation, cellular component: centrosome; kinetochore; kinesin complex.